This is a messenger RNA of Pyricularia pennisetigena, 720 nucleotides long. RefSeq lists its product as uncharacterized. Gene Ontology annotation, cellular component: ribosome. The record is from RefSeq and is a predicted model, not a curated record. Gene Ontology annotation, molecular function: structural constituent of ribosome. NCBI's taxonomy places the organism in Eukaryota, Fungi, Ascomycota, Sordariomycetes, Magnaporthales, Pyriculariaceae. The coding region runs from base 1 to 720 and encodes 239 amino acids. The transcript is spliced from 4 exons. Gene Ontology annotation, biological process: translation.
AUGAAGUUCAACAUCAGCAACCCGAGCACCGGUGCUCAAAAGCUCGUCGAGGUGGAAGAUGAGCGCAAGCUCAGGUUUUUCAUGGAGAAGCGCAUGGGCUCUGAGGUGUCGGCCGAGCCCCUCGGUGAUGAGUGGAAGGGCUACAUCCUCAAGAUCACCGGUGGAAACGACAAGCAGGGCUUCCCGAUGAAGCAGGGUGUCCUCCUGCCCAACCGUACCCGCCUCCUCCUCUCCGACGGCCACUCCUGCUACCGUGCUCGCCGCUCUGGUGAGCGCAAGCGCAAGUCCGUUCGCGGUUGCAUUACCGGCAUGGAUCUGUCCGUCCUUGCCGUCUCCAUCGCCAAGCGUGGCGAGCAGGACAUCCCCGGCCUUACCGACGUCGUCCACCCCAAGCGCCUCGGUCCCAAGCGCGCCACCAAGAUCCGCAAGUUCUUCGACCUCAGCAAGGAAGACGAUGUGCGCAAGUACGUCAUUCGCCGUGAAGUCCAGCCCAAGGGUGAGGGCAAGAAGCCUUACACCAAGGCCCCCAAGAUCCAGCGCCUGGUUACUCCCCAGCGCCUGCAGCACAAGCGCCACCGCAUCGCACUGAAGAAGCGCCAGUCCGAGAAGGUCAAGGACGCUGCCAACGAGUACGCCCAGAUCCUCGCCAAGCGUGUUGCCGAGGCCAAGGCCAGCAAGGCCGACGCUCGCAAGAGGCGUGCCAGCUCCAUGCGCAAGUAA